UUUGAUUGCAUCACACAUAUGCCUCACUCUCCAAAAAAAAAUCAGCAAUUCCAAAGCAAAUGCGGUUGCAUUUUGAUUUAAACUUCCUGCAAGUUAGUAAUUAUUUUUUUUAUGUGGUGUAUAAACUUUCAAUAUAUAACUCUAAAAAUAUAUACGCUAAUAUAAAAUUAAGCGUCAUUUAACUUUGUCUUUCACUUCGCACGAUAUCCCACGUCACUUAUUAUUACUAUGGUUGAUUAAAGUUAAAUCUAAAUGUAAGAAUAGAAAAUAUAUGCCAACUAAUGUGCAAAUCCAAUGUGUUUUGCUAGCGGAAGUAGCAAAAUAAAAGCGAAGUGAAGUGAUUUUAUUAUCUAAUAAGGUAGGCGGGACGAUUUAAAUUGAAAACAGUUACCAGGUGUCUUAACUAGUGUGUGGCAUGCUUUCAUCAAAAUAUCUCAAGGUAAAAAUAAAAAAUUAAAAAAAUUUGGACAUAUUUCCACAGCAUGUCUUAUGAAAUUGGCUCAGCCCAAACUUUGGAAAACUAGCCAAAGCCCAAGACAAGGAAAUAAUUUUUGUAGUGUGCAUGCCUUCCCAUACACAAGCACCCCUUCAUCCCGCCCGCCAACAACUCGACAGCACAAUCAAGCACCGCAGCAAAAUGUUGACCUGCUUUCAAAAUGCGGCGACGAGCAGCAGAAGAAGAAGAUGAAGAAGAGCGGGAGAGAGAGAGAGCGAGCGCAUGAAAGUCAGUCUACACUGUCUCAUGUUAGACUUUCCAGUCUGAUUUUGAGCUGCCGUACGUUCUCGUCUGCAGCACCAUGUGGCUCACUGGCUGCCAGCUUGAUGGACCUCCACCAGAGCACGGCGGACGUGAUUCUGCAUCCUGCACAUCUGAUCUCGCACCUCGGACUCUGCAUCCUACCACUAUGGUUCUUGAUUCUCAAGAAAGGUCUGCUGUGCCGAACUCGGCCUCCCGCCUGGUGGCGCGGACAGACGGCGACGUGAUCAUCGGCGCCCUCUUCUCAGUGCACCACCAGCCGUCGGCCGACAAGGUGGCGGAUAGGCAGUGUGGCGAGGUGCGUGAGCAGUACGGUGUCCAGCGGGUGGAGGCUAUGUUCUACACGCUGGACCGGAUAAAUGCAGACCCGAACCUGCUGGCCAACAUCACGCUGGGCUGCGAAAUCCGAGACUCGUGCUGGCACUCGUCGGUGGCGCUGGAGCAGAGCAUCGAGUUCAUACGCGACUCACUCAUCUCCAUCCGGGAGGAUGACGGCAGCCAGUGGUGCGCGGAGGAGGCGACCGCAGCUGAGCCACCGUCGGUCAAGAAGCCCAUCGCGGGCGUGGUUGGGCCCGGCUCCAGCUCGGUGGCCAUCCAAGUGCAGAACCUGUUGCAGCUCUUCAACAUCCCUCAGAUCGCAUACUCGGCCACCAGCAUCGACCUGAGUGACAAGAACUUGUUCCAGUACUUCCUCAGGGUGGUGCCCUCAGACACCCUGCAGGCCAGGGCCCUCCUGGACAUUGUCAAGCGGUACAAUUGGACCUACGUGUCUGCCAUCCACACUGAGGGUAAUUACGGUGAAAGCGGCAUGGAGGUAUUCAAGGAGCUGGCCUCGCAGGAAGGACUGUGCCUGUCGCUUUCGGACAAAAUCUACAGCAACGCUGGCGAGAAACACUUUGACAGGCUGCUACGCAAACUACGCCAGCGGCUGCCCAAAGCCCGAGUGGUGGUCUGCUUCUGCGAGGGCAUGACGGUGCGAGGCCUGCUCAUGGCCAUGAGACGCAAAGGAGUUGCCCGAGAGUUCCUUCUCAUCGGCAGCGACGGCUGGGCGGACCGCAUGGAGGUGGUUGAGGGCUACGAGGAGGAGGCGCUGGGCGGCAUCACGGUCAAGCUGCAGUCGGAGGAGGUGGCCUCCUUCGAUGACUACUUCCUGAGGCUCAAGUUGGACACCAACGUGCGCAACCCCUGGUUCCCGGAGUUUUGGCAGCACCGCUUCCAGUGCCGCCUGCCCGGGCACCCGCACGAGAACGGGAACUAUGUCAGGAACUGCUCAGGCUCCGAACGCCUGGAGGACAACUACGUGCAGGACAGCAAGAUGGGCUUCGUGGUGAACGCCAUUUACGCCAUGGCGCACGGCCUGCAUGACAUGCACGCUAGCUUGUGCCCCGGAGUCGCGGGCCUGUGUGAUGCCAUGAGGCCCGUGGACGGAAGCCGCCUGCUGGACUUUCUGCUCAGGACGUCCUUCGCCGGCAUCUCGGGCGAGGACGUCCGCUUCGACCAGAACGGGGACUCGCCCGGCAGGUACGAGAUCAUGAACUUCCAGAGCGUACGUCCCGGCGUGUACGACUACAUCAACGUCGGCUUGUGGCACGAGGGCGUGCUCAGCAUCGACGACGACGCCGUGACGACCAACCGCAGUGGCGGGGUGCGCUCGGUCUGCAGCGAGCCCUGCUCCAAGGGUGAGAUCAAGGUGAUCAGGAAGGGCGAGGUGAGCUGCUGCUGGAUCUGCACAGCCUGCAAAGACAACGAGUACGUCCAGGAUGAGUUCACCUGCAAGGCUUGCGAGCUGGGAUGGUGGCCAGACCCAGAACUAGAAGGCUGCAAGGCCAUCCCCCUGCGUUACCUGGAGUGGAGUAGUCCUGAAUCCAUCAUCCAGGUGGUCUUCUCUUGCUUGGGCAUCCUGGCGACGUCAUUCGUGGCCUUCACCUUUGUGCUGUACCGUGACACGCCCGUGGUCAAGUCUUCCAGCCGGGAGCUGUGCUACAUCAUCCUGGCGGGCAUCUUCCUGGGCUACCUGUGCCCCUUCACGGUCAUGGCCCGGCCCACCGUGGUCUCCUGCUACCUGCAGAGGCUCCUGGUGGGCCUCUCCCCUGCCAUAUGCUACUCUGCGCUGGUCACAAAGACCAACCGUAUCGCCCGUAUCCUGGCAGGCAGCAAGAAGAAGAUCUGUACCCGGAAGCCACGCUUCAUGGGCGCGUGGGCGCAAGUAGCCAUUGCCUCGGCACUGGUCGGGGUGCAGCUGGCUGUGGAGGUGGCGCUGGUGGUAGCAGAGCCGCCUGAACCCAUACGGUCCUAUCCAAGCUCCCGUGUGGUCUUCCUGAUCUGCAACACCAGCAACCUCGGCGUGGUGGCGCCGCUGGGCUACAACAGCCUGCUCAUCCUCAGCUGCACCUACUACGCCUUCAAGACACGCAACGUGCCCGCCAACUUCAACGAGGCCAAGUACGUGGCCUUCACCAUGUACACCACUUGCAUUAUCUGGCUGGCCUUCGUGCCCAUCUACUUCGGCUCCGACUACAAGACCAUCACCACGUCCUUCUCCGUCAGCCUGAGCGUCACCGUGGCGCUGGGCUGCAUGUUCGUGCCCAAGAUGUACGUCAUCAUCGCCAAGCCUGAGCGCAACGUGCGCAGCGCCUUCACCACCUCGGACACCGUGCGCAUGCACGUUGGCGACGGCAAGGCGGCGUGCCGUGCCGGCGGAAGCCUGCUAGACGUGUUCAAGCGGAAGAAGAGUGGCAGUUCUAACAGCAAGUGUGUGUCCUGGUCUGCGGCAGGAGCGCGGCAACCUCCCAAAGGCGAGCACAUUUGGCACCGCCUGUCGGUGCACGUCAGGACGCAGGAGGUGCAGUCCAAUCAGACGGCGCCGUCCAAUCAGACGGCGCCGUCCAAUCAGACGGCCGUCAUCAAGCCGCUAUCUAGUAGCUACCGCAGCUCGCCGCUGUACAACGUGGCCGAGGAGGACGAGGCCGACGAGCUCGGUGGCGUCGUUACAGAGCAGGAAGGGCUGGCUAAAUUUGCCAAUGACUUGACUGACAUGAUUGUUGAGGAGGAAGCCGGAAUCCUUCAGGGUUACCUGUACAACAAUGGCCUCCUGCCAGAUGAAGAAGAGGAGGAAGAAGUCAAAGUGGCGGCGGGGGAUUGCCUGGCGCUCAUGCCGCCCUCGCCUUUUCGGGAUUUCUCAGCCCCUUUCCCCAAUUCGCCUAUCUCUGAGUCCAUUUUGUCCACGCCGCUCAUCCUCAAAGACUUCAAGCAGAGCUCGUCCACUCUGUGAUGGGAGAAUCUUUAUAGAUACAGACAUGAUAAGGUCAUUUUUCACAAGAUAACUUGAACAUUUUGGGUGAUAAGAGUGGACCAAAAUGUCAUCAUCUAUGGUUUCAGCCAAUUUUUCAUUACAUUUUUUUUUUUUUACACCAGGUACCAUCUUGCUUGGGGUAGCAAAGACAGCGUCGUUCAAGUUGCUGUUACAGUGGGCCCUCACCCCGUUAUAUCAUUAUAAAUGUAUUAUACUCAAAUGUUAAAUUCAACUGAACUGUAAUUAGGCAGUGAUUCUUUUGCGUACCACUAGUGGCACUAGGACCACACUUUGCGAAUCACUGCUUUGAAGGAUUAGCUCCACCAGUGUGUCGAUAGCCGCAGAACAGGAAGUUGAUCAGCAUUCGUGAUGUCAUGCGAGACUUGGCUGUCAAGGAUUAAUGCCACAAAAUGGGGGGGGGGGGAGAGGAAAUUACCGCAGUUCAACCAAAUUGUCAAACCAUUUUAGCAUCACUUUGACUCUCAAGGAUUAUGUUGAUAAGCAUAGAAUGGGAAAUAGAAUUCACUGCAGUUACACCAAAAUAAAGUAUCGGUAUUGGAGAAGUCGGGCAAGAUUUUGACAAAUCCCAUGACACUUCAGUCUGAAAGAUUUACUCCACAAGUGUGUUAAGAUGUUAUUUGCCUUUUAUUUUUGUCUGGGUUGAUAACCACAGAACCAGAAAUGGAACUUCCUGGAAUUCAAGCAAAACUGUCAAACUAUCAUCACGCGAGAUCUCAGCAAGUCUCGAGAGACUUUGAUCCAAAGGAUGAACUCCCCAGGGGUUUUGAUAAACCUUAAACAGGAAGGUAUUAACCAUAAAAGUCACGUUUAAAUGUUAGGGAGGGUGUGUUUUUUUUAGCUUUUCACGACUUUUCUUGAAGCUACGCUAGGUUACAUAGCAGCUAACUUUGUUGCACCCACACAGUAUGAUGGCGCUCGAUAUGCGUCUUACUCUUACCCUCGAAUUUAUGCUAAGAUGGUCAUAAUAAAUCAUGUUUAUGAAUACAUCAAGGACAUAUUUAGCUUGUAGGAUUAGCAUUUUCUCUAUGAUAAUGAUGUGCUUUCUACGAUCUUGAAAGGCAAAACUAUAUUGGAUCAUGAGAUGUGUUUUCAUGGAUAGAUAUUGUAUUUGUUAUAGGUGCUUUUGUCAAUGUGUUUGCUAUCUACUAGAUGCUUUCCAGUAUGAGAAUGUGGUACCAGUGAGUGCUAUUUUGUGGGUUUUAAUGUUUGCUGUCUACUAGAUGCUUUCCAGUAUGAGAAUUGUGGUACCACUGUGUGCUAUUUUGUGGGUUUUAGUAUAAGUAAUAAUGUUUACAGUGUAGCCGGAAAAUAUUCACAGGCAGCGCUUCACUUUUUCCAGAUUUAGUUAUGUUACAGCCUUAUUCCAAAAUGGAAAAAAAAAAUAUAUAUAUAUAUAUUUUUUUCCCCCUUCCAAAUUAUACACACAACUACCCAGAAUGACAAAAUGACAACAUUUUGGGGACAUUUUUCAAAAAAUUAAAUAAAAUGAGGAAAAUGGCAAAGCACUGUGAGUGCACCUGGAAAGUAUUUACAGCGCUUACACUUUUUCAUUUUGUUAUGUUCCAUCUGCCCCUCCCCCCACUUAAGCCAGGGACCUCUAAAAACAAACAAAUUUGUAUAUAUAUUUUUUGUAUUAGAUUUCAUCAUAGAAUCCAUGCUUGUGUUAAGAAAUACUAAUGUUGAGUGCUUUAUCAGUACGACAUUAAACAUGAGCAAUGGUGUAAUUAUUUUCGAUUGAUGGCAACUUAAUCUGCAACAUCCUAUCACGGCUGUGCUGGAAAAAAAAAAAGUCAGACCGACGUGUACUGCGAAGGCCUACGUGACGUAUUGUAUGUCAUGUUGGUGCACGCACAACAGUCCUGCACAAUUUUCAAAGUGCAUUUUUGCUAAUGAUUAAUUAUGGACACGCAUUGGAGUUCAUUGGCGCACCGGCUAUUUGGGACCCAGAGGCCAAAGAAAAUUUGCUGGCCCGUUAAAGGCAAAGGCAGCUAGCUAAAUGCUGUACUUUAUAUUACAACAUUGAUGCAGCAAUCUUGCGGGGACCUGUGUGCGAAAGAGUUUUACGCUGCCUUUAAACACCAACCAGAAAAACGCCGGCUUUUGUCGUUACGCUGGCAGUUUUUGCAGUAUCUCUGCGUGAAACUGCACAUUUCUGUCCAACCGAGUCACCAAGGAUUAUUGUUCCCGUUACGUCCAAACUCUGCCAAAGCCAGUGAAGAAUAACGUCUAUAUAUGUCUCGAUGUCCCAGAUAGGCGAGACCUCAAUUUCAACCCCCCCUCCCCCACACGCCAUCUUUCACGCCGUCACACUCACGCAGAUCAGCCACGUUUGUGGAUUAUUAAUGUGGGCCCUCAUUUGAUCUUCCUCUCCAGUGCGCCUUUCCCCACAUCUAUUCUAAUGUUUAAUCGUCGAAAAACACUCACAUUCCAUUAAAAUAACUCAAAGUAACACAUAAAUGUGAAUGAAAUAAGUGCUUCAGGAAUAGAACUCAUCGUGCUGUCCAUGAUGCUCGACAGUCCUGGAUAAAACCUUGGCAGUUUAUGGAAUCAUGGAAUGUGAGUUGAUUGAGCCAUCCAGUGGACAAAGCGUGUACUUGAAAUCUAGUCCAUUAGAUUCGGCCUCUCCAAGACGCCUGUCCCGGCAUUGACGACCUACAAUAGUCACUGAAAUAAUGUGGAAUUUACGAAAGUAA
This is a messenger RNA of Phyllopteryx taeniolatus (common seadragon), 6763 nucleotides long. It is a transcript of the gene grm1b, whose product is annotated as glutamate receptor, metabotropic 1b. Lineage: Eukaryota; Metazoa; Chordata; Actinopteri; Syngnathiformes; Syngnathidae. Gene Ontology annotation, molecular function: G protein-coupled receptor activity involved in regulation of postsynaptic membrane potential; adenylate cyclase inhibiting G protein-coupled glutamate receptor activity. The record is from RefSeq and is a predicted model, not a curated record. Gene Ontology annotation, cellular component: postsynaptic density membrane. Gene Ontology annotation, biological process: regulation of synaptic transmission, glutamatergic; G protein-coupled glutamate receptor signaling pathway.